AUGGCUCCACCACCAGUGAGUCGGUACCUGCGGCCACCGAUUGACGGCACUGUCAAUAUUUUACAGGUCAAAAUUGAGCCCAAGCUCGGCAGCAUGCCAUACGAAAUCCUCCACAAGAUCGUCGACCUCGCACUUCCUGAGGCCUCCUCCCACAGCAGCGGAGUUCACUACAACAUGGCAACCUGUGGUUCAAAAUGUCGCCACAUCGAGUUCAUUUGGGACGACUACAAGGAUGUCAGUCUUCUCUUCGUUGCGAGGAACGUCCGCCAGAUCACACGAGAUAUCCUGCUCGAACGGGCCACAUCCAUCUUCCAAGAACGCGUGAUGAAUGCCAGCUUCGAGGAUGAGGUGUUACUCUUCAAGAUACAGAUUGAGAUUGGUGUCUUCGACGUGGGAGCGUGGGUUGCGGUCGGACCGAACCAGUACUGGGAUGUGGACCGGAUGCUUGAGCGCUGGGAUGAAGGUAGCCGUACAGAGUCGGUCGAAUGA
Messenger RNA from Cyphellophora attinorum, 489 nucleotides. RefSeq lists its product as uncharacterized. The record is from RefSeq and is a predicted model, not a curated record. NCBI's taxonomy places the organism in Eukaryota, Fungi, Ascomycota, Eurotiomycetes, Chaetothyriales, Cyphellophoraceae. The transcript has a single exon. Bases 1 to 489 code for a protein of 162 amino acids.